AUGGCCAACAAUGGAUAUGAUAGCUCUUCUAGUGAUGAGACAGGUGCCAACAUAAUGUUUUUGGAAAUGUUCGAAAACUACCAAAGGAAAAAAAUAGCGAAGAAGAAGGAGAAGACCUCGAUGGUUGUCCACGGGGGUACAUCAUUUCGCAUGAGGCGUAAGUUGUUUAAUCGAAUACUGGAACAAAUUGUCCCUUUCGAUGAUUGCUUCAAACAAAAACCCGAUGCCACUAGAAAGCUUGGUUUCUCACCACAAGUGAAGAUAACAACCACCAUACGUAUGCUUGCAUAUGGUACGGCAGCUGACCUCAAUGAUGAUUACUUGAAGAUAGCAGAGAUCACAUCCUUUGAAGCUUGCAAGAGAUUCUGUCAUGUAGUCAACAACUUAUACGAAGAUGAAUAUCUUUGUAAACCAACUAGAGCGGACCCACAAAAACUGCUCCAAAAAGCUGAGGAACGGGGGUUUCCUGACAUGCUAAAGAGGCUUGACUGCAUGCAUUAG
Molecule: messenger RNA, 501 nt
Organism: Prunus armeniaca (apricot)
Lineage: Eukaryota; Viridiplantae; Streptophyta; Magnoliopsida; Rosales; Rosaceae
Source: the annotation of a GenBank genome assembly